Messenger RNA from Talaromyces stipitatus ATCC 10500, 1907 nucleotides. Its product is annotated as pyruvate dehydrogenase complex, dihydrolipoamide acetyltransferase component, putative. Bases 273 to 1691 code for a protein of 472 amino acids. The transcript has 4 exons. Gene Ontology annotation, cellular component: pyruvate dehydrogenase complex. NCBI's taxonomy places the organism in Eukaryota, Fungi, Ascomycota, Eurotiomycetes, Eurotiales, Trichocomaceae. Gene Ontology annotation, molecular function: dihydrolipoyllysine-residue acetyltransferase activity. Gene Ontology annotation, biological process: pyruvate decarboxylation to acetyl-CoA. The record is from RefSeq and is a predicted model, not a curated record.
CCAGCCAAUAGCAUCCAGCUUAUGUCAGCAACUACAUAGAGCGCCGAUUUGAUCCGUUCUUCUCACCGAAGCUCAACAGAAAAGUUCCUAGACUGCCUUGCUGCCCCCAAAACAUCUUCACGAUUUCUUUGUUCCUGAUAUAUCCAUCCUCAUCGUCGCUGUUCCUGCAUCUUCUUUGCCGACAGUUGUCCGUUGAGGGGCGUGGAAUUCUACCAACUGCUGUCUCAAUUGGUGGUCUUUUGCCAGGUAUCUGAGCUUGUAUUAUUGUCAAUAUGCGCCUUCCGAAUGCCAUGCUAUCAAAGGGCGCCGCUUUCAUGAGGCGCCCCCAGACUGUAUACCGAUUAAAAGAUGCGGCCAGGCCUGCCGCCUCUGCCCUUGCCCGGUACUAUGCCUCUAAAUCAUUCCCCCCUCACACAAUUAUCAGCAUGCCCGCAUUGUCACCUACGAUGACUGCGGGAAACAUUGGAACGUGGCAGAAGAAGCCCGGCGACACCUUGGCGCCCGGUGAUGUUCUCGUGGAGAUUGAGACCGAUAAGGCACAAAUGGACUUUGAGUUCCAAGAGGAUGGUGUAUUGGCCAAGGUCUUGAAGGAUUCCGGUGAGAAGGAUAUUGCCGUUGGAAGCCCCAUCGCCGUUUUGGUUGAAGAAGGUACCGACAUUGCACCCUUUGAGUCAUUCACUUUGGAAGAUGCUGGCGGUGACAAGACUCCUGCUGCACCAAAGGAAGAAGCUAAGGAGGAGGCUCCCAAGCCUGCUCCUGAGACCCAGGACAAGCCUGAAGCUAUCGAGCCAGAGGUUACUGGCGAGCGACUCCAGCCGGCUCUUGACCGCGAACCCCAGAUCAGCCCAGCCGCCAAGGUGCUUGCUCUCGAGAAGGGCAUCCCUCUCAAGGCUCUUAAGGGUACUGGACGUAAUGGACAGAUCACCAAAGAAGAUGUUGAGAAGUACAAGCCCGCCACAACCGCCGCCGCUGCCGGUCCUUCUUACGAAGAUAUUCCUUUAACCUCCAUGCGGAAGACCAUUGCCACCAGACUGCAAAAGUCCACGCAGGAGAAUCCCCACUACUUCGUUUCCGCUACAUUGUCCGUCAGCAAGCUUAUUAAGCUUCGUCAGGCCCUCAAUGCCUCUGCUGACGGCAAGUACAAGCUUUCCGUCAAUGACUUCCUCAUUAAGGCCUGUGCGAUCGCUCUCCGCAAGGUUCCUGCUGUCAACUCCAGCUGGACCGAGGAGAAUGGUCAGGCCAUUAUCCGCCAAUACAACAACGUUGACAUCAGCGUCGCCGUCGCUACAUCCUCCGGUCUUAUUACUCCUAUUGUCAAGAAUGCUCACAACCUUGGUCUCUCAAGCAUCUCCAACACAGUCAAGGAUCUCGGUAAGCGCGCUCGUGAGAAUAAGCUCAAGCCCGAAGAAUACCAGGGUGGUACUUUCACCAUCAGUAACUUGGGCAUGAACGCCGCUGUUGAGCGAUUCACUGCUGUUAUCAACCCUCCUCAAGCCGCUAUCCUUGCCGUUGGUACUACCCGCAAGGUUGCCGUUCCUGUUGAGACCGAAGAAGGAACCUCUGUUGAGUGGGAUGACCAGAUUAUCGUCACUGCUAGCUUUGACCACCGAGUCAUUGAUGGUGCCGUUGGCGGAGAAUGGAUCAAGGAGUUGAAGAAGGUUGUUGAGAACCCAUUGGAACUCAUGUUGUAAUCUUUUCUUCUCUCUUGAUCCUGCAUGGAUAAAAAGGGAAGCUCGGUCAUAUAUUUCAUUUUGGAGGAUGUGCAAACCAUCUCACCGUGUUCUUCUUACCUGUACCAAAAUUAAUUUUCCUUUGUUCGUCAGCGUCGAAUGAUCUAUGAUUAGACUUUUAUCUUUUUAAUGCAAAAGCAUUUACAAUGACAAUACAUGCUUUUGAUUGGGAUAAAC